AUCAAAACGAUAUCUGAGAGAUAUCUAUAAAUAUCAUAUUGCGUAACGACUAUUCAGUUUAAAUAUUCAAGUCUCGGAUAUCCACUCAGAAUUGAACCGAUUCUGCCGUUAUUGAGAUUCGGUAAUCCAAAGAUCUCUGAACUCAUCGGCUCGCGUAAAGAUACACGAUCAGUCUUGCUGUGCGUACACUUGGCGCGAGACACUGUUACUUUUGAUACUUUGCUGUUAUAUCCAUCAUGAAUAAAAUUGAAAUACGUGUGAAUGAAGGAAGAUUGAUUGGUAUCGUUGUAAAUAAUUGUAAUGUCCGUUACAUUGCUUUUCGUGGAAUACCAUUUGCUAAACCUCCGAUUGGUGACCUCAGAUUUAAGGAUCCGGUACCAGCAGAACCAUGGUCCGGUGAUAGAGACGCUUCGAAGUACGGAAACAAUGCCGUUCAAAUAAAUCUUUUCACACGCAAAGUUGAGGGCGAUGAAGAUUGUCUCUAUUUAAAUGUGUACACCACUAAAAUCGAACCUUCGAAAAAACGUACAGUUAUGGUAUGGGUACAUGGCGGUGGCUUUUAUGCGGGUUCCGGCGAUGCAUCUCUCUAUGGUCCCGAGUAUAUCGUACAAAAGGACGUAGUAUUGGUUACUCUGAAUUAUAGAUUAGGCCCUCUAGGCUUUUUGAACCUCCACGAUAAAGUGGCAACAGGUAAUCAAGGUCUGAAGGAUGUGGUCAUGGCGUUAAAAUGGGUUCAAAAAAAUAUAUCAGAAUUUGGUGGAGAUCCAGGAAAUGUCACUAUCUUUGGCGAAAGUGCUGGUGCAGGCAUAACACAUUGUCUAACUCUAUCUCCACUGGCUAAAGGUUUAUUCCAUAAAGUGAUUUCACAAAGCGGCGUUGUGGGAAAUCCUUGGGCCGUUUCUGAAUGGACAAAAGCAACGGACACGAGUUUCCGGCUUGCCAAAAAACUCGGAAAAGCAACCUCAGAUCCAAAAGUCGCCUACGAGUUUCUAAAAACUGUUGAUGCGAAGAAACUUAUAGAAGCUUCGCAUACACCUCUUAACACAGAAGAAGAGAGAUUGAGUUUUGCUCUAUACUUCACACCCACUUUGGAUUAUGAGUCAUCGAAUCCAUUUUUCCCUGAACAUCCAAAGGAAUACAUAUCUCGUGGGAUUCAAAUGCCCUUCCUUCUAGGAUUUACACGUAACGAAGGGAUAUUCUUUUUAAACAGCAUCUUUUACAGAGAAAUAAGCAAAGAAGACCUGGAACAAGUAAAUGCUGAUUUUAAAAAAGCAAUAUUACCACCGGUCUUAUCCAAGUUACCUGAAAUGGGUAUCACUGUUAAGGAAUUAAAAUCCUUAUAUUUUGGAACAAAAGACGUGUCAGAGGAAACUCUGAUAAAUUAUGGACAUUUCUUAGGAGAUGAAUUUUUUGUACGGGGUAUAAUGGAUAUAGUUCAACACCAAAGAUCUGCUGGUUGUUACAAAUCUACAUAUUUGUAUCAGUACGAUUAUGAGAACGAAACUUCCCCUGGAAGAAAAGUGUUAAAUAUCGGACUUCCAGGAGUGAGUCACGCAGAAGAAUUAUUUUACCUAUUUUACCCAGAACUUGGAAAAAUGUCGCCACCUGAACCUGAUUCAGACAAUCACAAAAUGAUGAAUCAUCUCGUACAAAUGUGGACGGAUUUUGCAAAAACAGGGAAUCCAACGCCUACUACAAAUUUAUGGUUGCCAUUAACUGGGUCACAAAACGACGACUACAAUUAUCUGAACAUUGAUAUAAAUCCAAAAAUGAAAACCUUUUUAAAAGGAAAAGAACGCUGGAAUUGGGAAACUUAUAAAAAAAAGUUAUAAAUUCUCUCUCUAUC
Vollenhovia emeryi is the source of this 1846-nucleotide messenger RNA. RefSeq names its product esterase E4. The transcript is spliced from 9 exons. Lineage: Eukaryota; Metazoa; Arthropoda; Insecta; Hymenoptera; Formicidae. The coding region runs from base 237 to 1832 and encodes 531 amino acids. The record is from RefSeq and is a predicted model, not a curated record.